Cylindrotheca closterium is the source of this 1011-nucleotide messenger RNA. Lineage: Eukaryota; Bacillariophyta; Bacillariophyceae; Bacillariales; Bacillariaceae. The record is from the annotation of a GenBank genome assembly.
AUGGGCACACCAGACGCAGCCAUCUAUGGCAGCUGUGCCGACGAGACAGUCGAUUCAUUCUCCCGAGGAAACUAUCGUCUUGCAGCGACAAAGUACCUGCAAUCCUUUCAAGCUUCACCGGAUCGUUGGGAAGUCAAUCGUUGGCAGAUAUUUCAUGGCUUCACGUCAAUUUUGACUGAAGAGUAUUUUACGGCCAGUCUCGAAAACGACAUCAAUCCUCUCAAGGACAUUGUGGAGGACAACAAGGAACUCAAACUCUUUCGCAUCGAAGCAGCCUUUGCCACUGGCCUGCUUUUGUGGAUGAGAGGAAAUCGAGAAGAGGCUGCUGAUUACUAUCGCCAUGCUAUUCAAUUGGCCGAAAAGAUACCAAAGCAGGAGAAGAAACACAAACUUGUCGCUACCGUUGAGUCACCGACUGGCAAUCACCGGCUUGGUUUCCAAUCUAUGGGAGAACUUAUUCCAGGCAUUGUCAAAGUUUGCACCGGAAACCUUCAACGUAUGCAGGCUGGUAUAUCUUCAAAUUUGCCUCCCCCAGAACAUGGAUUGCGGUCCGAUGGAACGCCAUUUCCUUCAACACAGCGCUUUACCGGAGUCCCAGUGGGACAUGUUUCUGAUGACGGAUCGAUCUUGUCCCAAGCGGAAGUGGACAAACUUAUUCAAGUAGGAGGUGAACGGUGCGAUUGCUGUGGAAAAUCGCGUGAGGAAUUGGGUAGACUUUUCCUCGAUAGAUGCAGUGGCUGUAGCAAGGCCUACUAUUGUAACCGUGAUUGCCAAAUGAAACAGUGGAAGGCUGGUCACAAAAAGUGGUGUCGCAAACCAGGGGUAUUCAAGCCUGGUGAUUACGUUCGUCUACACGGACUACAAUCCCAACCGCAGUUCAACGGGACCGUGGUGCAAGUGGUCCAUGAAGAUCCGAAUGCCAAAGGGCUUUUUGCGGUGAAGAUCCAAGGGGGAACCAAAUCCGUUUCCAUUUCUUCGGAGAAGAUGGAGCAGUUGCGACCUUUGAAAUAA